UUUCCGAGGAUUGGUCGGAUACAUCUUGUUCUGUACACUUUGGUCAAUUUUCAGUACUAUACGUUUGCAGCAGAGGAGAAUUUGCAAUCUUGGAAAUAUUUACCUUGUGGGCACUGAAGGGCUCAAUGUUGCUUGAUGUUUUGACUUGAUAUUCCGUCGCUUAGGUGACGUUGCUGUGCCACCCACUAAGCAACCACGACAUUAAAACACAAUUUCUCUGAAAGGAUCUUCUAAUUCUUGUAAAUGAGCUCGCUGCAACUGAUCUAGACUGUGUUGGUUAUUUCACUGGAGAAUGAAAAUGAAGAUAUUUGAUAACAAGAAGUGGUUUACUGUAAGAAGGGGUUGAUUGUGUUUUACCGUAGAGGAGGGUUCCUUUACUCAGUCCAUUGAAACAACUGACUCAAGAACAACUGCAGUACAUCGAGAGCACUGAGUGUUGUGAUUAUUGCCACUAGAGAACAACUUACGCACCUUGGAUAGAACUCACAAAACUGUUCUACUUCUGUACAGAGCUUUUUGAACAGAUCUUGAUUCUUUAUUAAAGAUCACAAAAUUGGUAAUUCUCAGACUGAUCAGAUUUGCGGUGUGGUUUAGGGUUGGCAACAGACAGCGAGUAAACAGAAAAUCACAGUAUUUUGCUCAUUGAGGACCAUUUCAUUCUAGCCAAAGAUCAGUAUCACCAUCACUACGGAAGUUCUUUUUUCCGUGAAGAAAUUAUAACCCAAGUAUAUGGUACUUUGUGUGGCAAUUGAAAGGACAUGGCUGAGUUGGAUGGGAACGACAAGGACAGGAUAUUAGAGGGUGAUGGAACUGUUCCAAAGGUUCGGGAGAAGAAGAAAAAGAAAAAGGCAAAAAAUUCAAACUCUAAUGAUCAUUUGCCAUUUUCAGAGAGGCAAAAUAGUGGAAUUUUGCGACAGGUUUCAAGUAAUAGUAACGGAGAACAACCGAAGCGCGUUCAAUUGGCGCUUGAACCAGUGGCAAGUCGAGAACAAUUGAUUCAAAUCCACGAAGAACUAAAUAGCCCCCAUCCCAUAUCACGAGCAGAAAUCAACCGGGAUGAAAAAGAUUUGAGGAAACUUGCUUUGCAUCUAGCGAUGAGUAAAUCAGAGGAGGGGAAAAACAGCAAAUAUCUACAUCACGAUUAUGUCUUAGUUCAUAGAACAGGUGAUAAUCGAAAUCUGCACGAGAAACUGAGGAAGAAAUUCGAGGCUGAACUUCAUCUACAGGGGUUCAGGGUGGAACGAAAAUACACUUCAAACAAGACAUUUGUGAUAUUGCAUUGUUCAUUUGAGAGACUAUGUGAAGAAGCGGAACAUGUCUCUUUGGAAAUGCCUCUUGCUGGGUAUGUUGUUCCAGAGACAUCAAGAAACAGUUUAUGGAAACAAUUUUGGGAUAAUUUUAAAACUGAUGAUGAAGUUGAUUUUGUCAGUGCACCAUUCUGUGUUUCAAAAUCUCAAAUUUAUGAGGGAGUAGAAAAUCCAGACACAUUCUUCAGACCAGCUCUUAGAUCACUUUUGGUUCACCAUAUUUUAACAGAUUUAGAUGUCAGAGACAAAGAAAGCAAACAGCUUGGUCAGAAUGCACAAGGUCUUGGGUACAUGCUCAUGGAAGAAGCAUACACUGAUGCAUUCAUUCUACAUGAAAAGUCUGAAUAUGAUUCUGAGUUUCCACUGGCCGAUGCUGGUGAUGAUCAUAGUUUUCCACAUGGUCAGGAUAUUGCUGAUCCUCGCAAAGCCCUGCAUGACACAUGGCUCAAGCAUUUCAGAUAUCAGCCUCUCUGGAAAAUAAGGAAUUAUUUUGGUGAAAAAAUCGCCCUCUAUUUUGGCUGGCUUGGUUUGCUUACCAUGUCACUUGUCAUACCCAUGCUACUGGGGUUGGCCAUUUUUCUUUGGGGACUUAGUGUUGCAGUAAGAGAUAAUCCUUUAGGUGAGAAGGAUGAGAAUACAACAUCUACCUCCACCUUAACAGCUUGGGCAAAGAAUGCAUUUGACAAUGAUGCUACACCCUUCUUUGCGUUAAUAAUAUGCUUGUGGGGUACAUUCUUUUUGGAGCGAUGGAAACGAACAAAUGCUAGACUAUCAUACCAAUGGGAUGUUGAUACGUUCGAAGAACAGGAGCCAAAUCGCCCACAGUAUUAUGGAACUGUCAUCAAGAAGGACCCAGUAACAGGAGAAGAUAUCUCAGUUUAUCCAGCUUUAAGAAGAUUUUUCAAGAUGAUGGGCUCAUUUGGGGUCAUGCUCUUUAUGAUUUGUUUGGUGUUGGCAAGUGUCGUCGCUGUGAUUAUUUAUCGGGUCAUUGCCAGAGUAGAUUUGUUCCAAAGCAGAGGAGAAGCAGGCCAGCUGAUAGCAAGCGUUACCUCAACAUUCCUCAAUACUGUUUCUAUCAUGAUCAUGGGCAAGAUUUAUCAGAAGUUAGCAGUCUACCUUACGGACUGGGAAAAUCACCGGACUCAGACUUCAUAUGAAGAUGCGCUUAUCUUAAAGUUGUUUGGAUUUCAGUUCGUGAAUUCAUACACAUCGUUGUUCUACAUAGCUUUCUUUCGUCAGGGUACCAAGGAAAGUGGCGUGAUUGGUAAAGGGGAAAACUACAGUGACGAGUGCGGAGAAAACAACGACUGUAUGAGUCUUUUAUCGCUACAAGUCGCCAUGUUAAUGAUCAUGAAACCUCUUCCCAAACUCUUCAGUGAUGUCAUUAAACCUUGGUUGGUGAGCCUUUGGAAGAGAAAAUGCUGUAGCAACAGAGUUUCAGUAAGCGGUGAAAUCACAGUCAGUGUAGAAGAUUACUUGGAGAGGGAGAGAAAUAAAGCUGAACUUGGAGAUUUUACACUGUCUGAAUACAACGAGAAAGUGCUACAGUACGGAUUCCUCAUGCUUUUUGCAGCAGCGUUUCCGCUGGCCCCACUGAUUGCACUGUUGACCAAUGCCAUCGACAUGAAAGUGGACGCCAGGAGGUUGCUAUGGACGAACAGGCGGCCAGUAGCUUUCAGGGCAGAAGACAUAGGCACGUGGUACAGCAUUCUAGAAUUUCUGAACGUGGCUGGCGUGGUUACCAACUCGUUCUUGGUGGCAUUUACGUCAUCGUACGGUCGAUCAUGGGAAGGCGAGCCGUCCAAGACCAACGCAACUGAAACCAUAUUCAACAGCACAACAAACACAACCGAACAGGUUAUCAUCGUCACUGAACAUGUUACAGGACUAAGCAGGCUUUGGCUUAUAAUUGGAUUUGAGCAUAUAGUGUUUACAAUUAAGUUCCUGAUUGCCUACAUUAUACCCGACGUACCUGCCGAUGUUAAGAUGGCUCUGUCAAAGGAAAAGUAUCACGUGACCAACAUUCUUGCUAAGGCAGGUAUGCGCAAAGGGCCUGGUAACAAGCUGGCAGAAUCUUUUUCGUCAUACAGAAGCCGCGGGGCUGAAAGUGAACAUACUUCAUCACCUAACUCCACUGAAGUUCACAUGACCGCCAGUGGAAAAAGACUUGAAAAGAAUACCGCUGACAACGGAAAAGUGGAAGUGGUUGUGGAAAGGUCACCGGUGGAGGGUGGUAUGGAGAGAAAUUUCUCCUCCCCAAGAUCCAACCGUCUGAAACCAUUACCUACAAACUAUACGUCUAAACAUGCAAUUAGAACGUGAUUUAUGGCAGGGGUGGGGAGAAAUAAGAAACAAGUUUAAACUCCACGUUAGGUCGUGAAUCUAAAUGGAGAGGUAAGAAGAAACACAACCAAACACGCCUUUUGAAAACAAAUACAUGAGGAGAGAGAAGUAAAGAGCCAAGUGUUCGAUACUGUACAAGACAUUGGGUGCUCCGAGAAGUAAAUAUAUUGUAUAAAAUGAUGAACAAUUGCUUUAGUUAUAUUUAUACAAAAGUUUCAAAAGGUCUAGGGAGGUUACCUUCCGCGCAGGAAUGUUACUGAACCUUAUCGUAAGCUUAUUUUCGUCCAGUUCAGUUUUUAAGUGGGACGGAAGCCUAUUUAUUUUGUUUUAGAGUAUUACAGGAAAAUUUUACCGUCUCAAUGAUUAGAAAAUAGGUUAGCUUUUAAAGUUUCAUACGUACGUUCAUAGAACAACCACACAAUUAUCGUUGUGCGUAACUAAGAUAUUUAUAUUCACUCUCUCGUGGUAAAAUUAGGCUGGCAGUAAGGAAGUAAGUAACUUUAUUUGUGUCAAACUUGAAGUAGAAGAGGCGAAGAAAAGAAUCCCUUAACUAUCAAGGGACAAAAAGCACAAGGUAUAUCAUUCCUUUUACUACAGCAUCAGUGGGGUUUAACUUCCUCUAACAAGGUUGAUUAACAUGGUAUGUUGCUGAAUUAGAAUCUACAUUCCUCA
Molecule: messenger RNA, 4322 nt
Organism: Pocillopora damicornis (cauliflower coral)
Lineage: Eukaryota; Metazoa; Cnidaria; Anthozoa; Scleractinia; Pocilloporidae
Product: anoctamin-7
Biological process (GO): chloride transmembrane transport
Cellular component (GO): plasma membrane
Molecular function (GO): protein dimerization activity; chloride channel activity
Source: RefSeq, a predicted model, not a curated record